AUGCAGCAGAAAGCCUGCUUGCAGCGGGCUGGGCCUUCGCCGGAGCCUGCAGCGCUGGGAGCUGGGGCCCUGUCAGGCCCGGAGGGACCUCCUGGUCCCGCUGGAAGACCCGGCCUCCCAGGGGACAAAGGUGCCAUUGGGAUUCCUGGACGUGUGGGACAGCAGGGAAGAAGGGAAGAAGAAGGGGCCCCAGGAGAUGCCGGCAUGUCCAUCAUCGGUCCCCGCGGCCCCCCUGGUCAGCCGGGCACUCGAGGUUUUCCUGGAUUUCCGGGUCCCAUCGGGCUAGAUGGAAAACCGGGCCACCCCGGACCCAAAGGAGAGAUGGGCCUGAUGGGUCCCCGAGGACAGCCGGGACCUCAAGGACAAAAAGGAGAAAAGGGUCAGUGUGGAGAGUACCCACAUCGGGAGCACCCAAGUGGCACUUUUUCGUCUCUGCGCUCCAGUCAGAUCAUUACCCUGAAGCUGCUGCCUCUCCUCAAUUCAGUGCGACUGGCUCCACCCCCAGUCAUAAAAAGGCGGACCUUCCAGGGCGAACAGGGCCAGGCCGGUAUCCAAGGACCACCGGGGCCACCAGGCCCCCCUGGACCGAGCGGACCUCUGGGGCCCCCGGGACUGCCAGGGCCCAUGGGGCCACCCGGCUUACCUGGGCCUCCAGGACCAAAGGGAGACCCAGGAAUCCAGGGUUACCACGGCCGAAAGGGAGAACGAGGCAUGCCGGGGAUGCCGGGCAAACACGGAGCCAAGGGGGCUCCCGGAAUCACCGUGGCGGGGAUGAAGGGUGAGCCGGGGACCCCAGGAGCCAAGGGCGAAAAGGGGGCUGCAGGCUCCCCCGGGCUGCUCGGCCUCCUGGGGCAGAAGGGAGAAAAAGGCGACGCUGGCAACUCCUUUGGAGGGGGCAGAGGGGAGCCCGGCCCCCCAGGGCUACCUGGGCCCCCAGGCCCAAAGGGAGAAGCUGGUGUUGAUGGCCAGGCCGGCCCCCCAGGACGGCAAGGAGACAAGGGUGAGCCCGGAGCAGCCGGAGAACAGGGACCGGCUGGCCCCAAGGGCAGCAAGGGGGAACCAGGCAAAGAAAUGGUGGACUACAAUGGGAACAUCAACGAGGCUCUCCAGGAGAUCCGAACGCUGGCCUUGAUGGGGCCCCCUGGUCUUCCCGGGCAAAUCGGCCCACCCGGAGCCCCGGGGAUCCCAGGCCAGAAGGGGGAGAUUGGACUUCCAGGCCCUCCAGGACACGAUGGGGAAAAGGGACCUCGAGGCAAACCAGGCGACAUGGGCCCUCCCGGUCCCCAAGGCCCCCCAGGAAAGGCUGGGCCCACAGGAAUGAAGGGUGAAGACGGACACGUGGGGAGCCCGGGAGAAAAGGGGGAGAAAGGGGAGACGGGGCAAGCAGGCCCACCGGGUCUAGACGGCCCAACUGGGGAGAAAGGAGAACCAGGUGGCCAAGGGAGACCCGGAACAACAGGAUUGCCCGGCCCGAUCGGGCUCCCGGGAUUUACAGUUCCUGGGCCCCCAGGGCCAGAGGGGCCUCCCGGACCUCCGGGACUCCAAGGUGUUCCUGGACCAAAGGGGGAAGCGGGACUGGAUGGAGCAAAAGGAGAGAAGGGUGUCCAGGGAGAGAAAGGAGACCGAGGGCCGCUGGGAUUACCCGGAGCUUCAGGUUUGGACGGCAGGCCUGGGCCACCGGGUACUCCAGGACCAGUCGGAGUUCCAGGCCCAGCGGGACCAAAGGGCGAGAGGGGCAGCAAAGGCGACCUUGGGAUGACAGGACCAUCAGGAGCGGCUGGGCUUCCUGGUUUACAUGGACCACCCGGGGACAAAGGAAACCGGGGGGAGAGGGGGAAGAAAGGCUCUAGAGGGCCUAAAGGGGAUAAGGGAGACCAAGGAGCGCCUGGAUUAGACGCCCCCUGCCCGUUGGGCGAAGAUGGCUUACCAGUCCAGGGCUGUUGGAACAAGAGGCCCACGCCGCCCGCCGGCACUGUCGUUAUUCCUAUGGCGGGAGACUUCCAGGAUGUGGCCCUUCCCGAGGGAUCCUGA
This is a messenger RNA of Puma concolor (puma), 2031 nucleotides long. NCBI's taxonomy places the organism in Eukaryota, Metazoa, Chordata, Mammalia, Carnivora, Felidae. The record is from RefSeq and is a predicted model, not a curated record.